CGAAACGUCACACGUGUAAGGCGCGGCAUAGGGGGAAGAAGCGGAGUCGAUGCUUAUAAAGUCUAGCUACGUUGUCCUAUUCAGUCACCUGUGUGCUAUUACACUUAACUGCUCGAGAACAGAGCAUACGGGAGGACAAAAUACGAAUUAUCGCUACAUCGGAAGGACUGACGCCGGAAGAUACACAUAUCUACCGUCGCUAGAGAAGCAGGCUCACAGUCAAAUUCUCAACUUGUGGAUUGAUGUAGUCAGUAGCAACAAUAUAGCGUAAUGAAAACGGCCCUCCUUUGUUCUGGGUAACCUCAGAGAAUAAUAUCAACGUAUACGCUGAUUUGGAAUGUAAAUUCUAGGCUAUACUAGACUGGAGGCCUGCAGCAUCCUCCUUUAAAACUGGAGCGUCCUCAGUGCUGGUAGAUUCUCCUCCGAACGCACACACCCCUAGUGAAUUUGACCAGAUGGUGGAUACUACAGCGUCCAUGUAGACAGCAAACCAAAGGAUAGUGUUUUUAUUGCCCUUCUGUUACUUUAAACCUUGACUUUUCAGUUUUUCUUCACUUUUGAACGAGUAGUUCUGUUUAGCACUCGCAAUGGGUACAGGUGUCAUGGAGGCAGCGGACAUAGCUGUGGUGGCUCUGUACUUCAUCCUGGUGCUGGGCAUCGGGUUCUUCGCCAUGUGGAAGGCCAACCGCAGCACAGUGAGUGGAUACUUCCUGGCGGGACGCUCCAUGACAUGGAUGGUGAUCGGAGCGUCGCUGUUUGUCAGUAACAUUGGCAGUGAACACUUCAUAGGCCUGGCGGGGUCGGGAGCAGCCAGUGGCUUUGCUGUGGGAGCAUGGGAGUUUAACGCUCUUCUCCUGCUGCAGCUGCUGGGCUGGGUGUUCAUACCUGUGUAUAUCCACUCUGGGGUGUACACCAUGCCGGAGUACCUCUCCAAACGCUACGGAGGCAAUAGACUAAAGGUGUACUUUGCUGCCCUUUCUGUGCUGCUCUAUAUCUUCACCAAGAUCUCUGUGGACUUGUAUGCCGGGGCGCUUUUCAUCCAGGAGUCGUUGGGCUGGAACCUCUAUCUGUCCAUCAUCCUGCUCAUCAGUAUGACCGCAGUGCUUACAGUCACUGGUGGCCUGGUCGCAGUCAUGUACACGGACACCCUCCAGGCCAUGCUGAUGAUCGGUGGAGCUCUCAGCCUGACCAUCAUCAGCCUGAUCAAGGUCGGCGGUCUUGAAGGGGUUCGGACCAAGUACAUGCUAGCUGUCCCAAAUGUAACAGCUAUCCUGGCCAGUGGGAACUUCACCUACUCGGCUUCCUGCCGCAUUGAGCCCAAGCCAGAUUCCCUGCGGCUCCUCCGGGGCCCGCUGGAUGAGGAUAUCCCCUGGCCUGGCUUCCUUCUGGGCCAAACCCCAGCCUCCAUCUGGUACUGGUGUGCCGACCAGGUCAUCGUCCAGAGGGUGCUGGCUGCUAAGAACAUUGCCCAUGCCAAGGGCUCUACGCUGAUGGCUGGCUUCCUGAAGGUCCUGCCCAUGUUCAUUAUCGUCAUCCCCGGGAUGAUCUCCCGGAUCCUGUUUGCGGAUGAGAUUGCCUGCAUCGGGCCAGAGCACUGCCUGGCUGUUUGCGGCUCUAAAGCGGGUUGCUCCAAUAUCGCGUAUCCGCGGCUGGUCAUGUCAGUGAUGCCCGUGGGACUGCGAGGGCUGAUGAUGGCUGUGAUGAUUGCAGCUCUCAUGAGUGAUCUGGACUCCAUCUUUAACAGUGCUAGCACCAUCUUCACCCUGGACAUCUACCAGAGCGCAAGGCGUAGUGCAUCCCAGAAAGAGCUACUGUUGGUGGGCCGGCUGUUCAUGGUGGUCAUCAGUAUCGCCUGGAUCCCUGUCAUCAUCGAGAUGCAGGGUGGCCAGAUGUAUCUCUACAUACAGGAAGUGGCUGGAUACCUCACCCCGCCCAUCGCCGCCCUCUUCAUGCUGGGCGUGUUCUGGAAGCGUUGCAAUGAAAGAGGUGCAUUCUGGGGCGGUAUGACCGGAUUCGUGCUGGGUACCACCCGGUUGAUUCUGGCGUUUAUUUAUCGCGAGCCUCCCUGUGACCGGCCAGACGACAGGCCUUUCUUCAUCACACAUGUCCACUACAUGUAUGUGGCUGCUGGGCUGUUCUGGGUAUCUGGACUGGUGGCUGUGGUCGUCAGUCUCUGCACCCCUCCUCCGGAUGAGGAGCAGAUUCGCACCACCACAUUAUGGGGCCUGCGUAACAUUGGAAAGCUUCCCCCCAAAGACCGUGAGGAGAUGUACAAGCUGACAGAUAAGAGCCCUGUGCAGUUGAAUGGGAAUGGAGACCUCUAUAAGGAUCUGCCCCCAGACAUCUGUAGAGCUAGGUGUCUAGAGGGGGAGGACGUCACGUUGCUAACGCCGCCUAAUGACCAUGACCCCGCGACCCCCAGCUCCGAGACAACCCCAGGAACGACUCCAGCAACGCCCGCCAACCAGUUUGAUAAUAGUCACGCAGGGCUCAUGCAUGCAGAGGAAGGUUGUUGUGGGGAGGGUGGGAGGGGCAUGCGUCUGUUGGAGUGGUUCUGUGGGUUUAAAGAAGCAGCAUACAAUGCCCAUCCCAAAAGGACAGAAGAGGACGAGAGAGCCAUCAUAGAGAUGUUGUAUGAGCCACCCAGAACCAAACUGCUGCUCAACAGUGGGCUGUUUCUGGUCUGCUCGUUGGGAAUAUUCCUGUUUGUCUACUUCUCUCUAUAGACUGGACCAAAUUAGGGGUUGUUGGAUUGUUUCAAAGGCACAGUUAGAAAAUUGUAACACUUGAUGUGAAUCUGAAGAAUUUACAGUGCAUCUUCUGAAAAAUGAUUCACUAAGCUUUUUGAAGUCAUUCUUUCGAAAUGAUUGAAGCUUCUCCCCCUUGUUACAUUAAAAUAAUCAAACUCCAAAGCACAUUGUGGUCUCCUAAUAGUGCUCUUCAGAUGUGCCAUAUACUUAUAUGCUACUGUAUGACUACUAGAUGCUUAUCAGCAUAUGUGAAUAAGACGAAGUAUGAAUUCCUUGUUUAUUAGAGAUUUAUUAAUCUGCUUCUGUGUUAUUCCAAAACCCUUUGUGAUUUAAAAAAAAAAAAAAUUUAUAGGGCAAUUUUAAGAAACC
Molecule: messenger RNA, 3119 nt
Organism: Oncorhynchus tshawytscha (Chinook salmon)
Lineage: Eukaryota; Metazoa; Chordata; Actinopteri; Salmoniformes; Salmonidae
Product: sodium/myo-inositol cotransporter
Exons: 3
Coding region: 588-2726 (712 amino acids)
Biological process (GO): inositol metabolic process; myo-inositol transport; transmembrane transport
Cellular component (GO): plasma membrane
Molecular function (GO): D-glucose:sodium symporter activity
Source: RefSeq, a predicted model, not a curated record